Lactuca saligna is the source of this 558-nucleotide messenger RNA. Lineage: Eukaryota; Viridiplantae; Streptophyta; Magnoliopsida; Asterales; Asteraceae. The record is from the annotation of a GenBank genome assembly.
AUGGAUGUGAUUAUGAAAGGGUUAGGAUACUCAGUUCCUCCAUUUAUCUACUAUCAUUUUCGAGUGCCUAAGGGAGACAUGCAUUUUGGAUUACGGGCCCUAGGAAAUGAUGAUGGUGAUGUCCUCAAUCUUGCCCAAUAUGUAAAGGAGCAUAAACUGAUAAGGGUUUACACUGAACAUGAUAAUGAAGCUGAUUUAGCCUUGUCAAUAUCCCCCGAGAUUGGUGUAAAUAAGGAUAAUUCACCUAAUGAAUUUGACCAUGGAUUUAAUGAAUUUGAUAAGGAAGCUAAUGAAUUUGAUCUUGGGUUGUACCAACAUAUUUUUCAGUCUAAUCCUAUAGUUAAUAUGGAAGUCAUUGAACAAAAUGUAGACUAUAAGGUCCAUGAAGGUUUGGACGGUGCAUUAAAUAUGGAAGUCACUGAAGAAUUCAAUGAAAUGAAUGAAUUCAAUGAAGAGAAUGUAGGUGAUGAGGUCCAUGAAGGUGAGGAAAAUGUAGACAUGAGGGAUUAUGAAGUUGAUGAUGGAAUUGAAGAUGAAGGUAAGGUUGAGAUUGAAUAA